AUGGCUGACACUGAAAUACGUGAAGAGUUCAAGGGAGAAAAUCAAGCGGAGGAUGCUGGUUGGGGUUUAAAGCAGGAGAACAAUGAGGAUGAUGAUGGCUGGGGGUUCAAGGGUGAUGAUACUCAGAAUGGCUGGGAGGAGUCUAAGCAAGAGGAUAAUCCAGGCACUCAGGGCGCUCCAGGUACUCAAAAUCCACAGCCACAGUCACCACAUCUUCCACGCUCUCCACCACGCUCUCCAUCCCCUCCUCCACGCCCUUCCCCACCUCCACCACGUCGCCGCAAUGAAAACCCACCAGAACCUAACGAAACACUUGGUGUGUUCGGUUUAUCGAUUAGAACACGUGAAAUCGAUUUAGAAGAUGAAUUCAAUCGAUUUGGUAGAGUGGACAAGGUUACAAUCGUAUACGACCAACGCUCUGAUCGCUCUCGUGGCUUUGGUUUCAUUAAAAUGGCCUCAAUCGAAGACGCAGACAAGUGCAUUCAAGCUUUAAAUGGCGUUGAAAUUCACGGUCGUAACAUUCGCGUUGACUUUAGUGCAACUAAGCGUCCACACUCUCCAACUCCUGGUCAAUAUAUGGGUGUUAAACGCUUCGACGACCGUCGCUUCGAUCGCCCUCCUCCACGCGGUGGUGGUGGUGGAUACCGUGGUGGUCCUCCUCCUCGUCCUCCUCCUCGUCGUGGUUACUACGACCGCGAUGACUGGAGAGGUUCAGGCUCCAGACGCAGCCCACCACCCAGACGCCGCUAUUCACGCUCUCCCCCACCAAGACGCUACCGCGACUACUCGCCACCACCACCACGUGCAGGUGGUUACGGUAGACCUCGCUCUAGAUCCCCUCCUCCACGCGGUGGUUAUGCCAGACGUUCUCCUCCUCCACGCCGCUUCAGUCGCUCUCCUCCUCCUCGUCGCUACUCCCCUUCCCCAAUGCGCGAUUAG
This is a messenger RNA of Wallemia ichthyophaga EXF-994, 939 nucleotides long. Its product is annotated as Transformer-2 protein-like protein beta. Gene Ontology annotation, molecular function: RNA binding. NCBI's taxonomy places the organism in Eukaryota, Fungi, Basidiomycota, Wallemiomycetes, Wallemiales, Wallemiaceae. The transcript is spliced from 2 exons. The record is from RefSeq and is a predicted model, not a curated record. Gene Ontology annotation, cellular component: spliceosomal complex. Gene Ontology annotation, biological process: positive regulation of mRNA splicing, via spliceosome. Bases 1 to 939 code for a protein of 312 amino acids.